Acomys russatus (golden spiny mouse) is the source of this 1357-nucleotide messenger RNA. RefSeq names its product acetyl-CoA acetyltransferase 1 (gene Acat1). Lineage: Eukaryota; Metazoa; Chordata; Mammalia; Rodentia; Muridae. The transcript is spliced from 10 exons. Gene Ontology annotation, biological process: fatty acid beta-oxidation. Gene Ontology annotation, molecular function: acetyl-CoA C-acetyltransferase activity. The record is from RefSeq and is a predicted model, not a curated record. Bases 170 to 1183 code for a protein of 337 amino acids.
CCUUUUUCUGUCUUGCCAGGAAGUGGUCAUAGUAAGUGCUAUAAGAACGCCCAUUGGCUCUUUCCUGGGCAGCCUCGCCUCUCAGCCAGCUACUGCACUUGGCUCCAUUGCAAUUCAGGGAGCCAUUGAAAAGGCAGGGAUUCCAAAAGAAGAAGUAAAGGAAGUGUACAUGGGCAAUGUCAUCCAAGGAGGUGAAGGGCAGGCCCCCACGAGGCAAGCAGCAUUGGGUGCAGGUUUACCUAUUUCCACUCCAUGCACCACGGUGAAUAAGGUCUGUGCCUCAGGAAUGAAAGCCAUCAUGAUGGCCUCUCAAAGUCUUAUGUGUGGACAUCAGGACGUGAUGGUGGCAGGUGGGAUGGAGAGCAUGUCCAAUGUCCCAUACGUAAUGAGCAGAGGAGCAACACCCUAUGGUGGGGUAAAACUUGAAGACCUGAUUGUAAAAGAUGGGCUAACUGAUGUCUACAAUAAAAUUCAUAUGGGUAACUGUGCUGAGAAUACUGCAAAGAAGCUGGAUAUCGCACGAUGUGAACAGGAUACCUAUGCUAUCGGCUCCUACACCAGAAGCAAAGAAGCAUGGGACACAGGGAAGUUUGCCAAUGAAAUUACUCCUGUCACAGUCUCAGCAAAAGGUAAACCAGAUGUGGUGGUGAAAGAAGACGAAGAAUAUAAGCGUGUUGAUUUUAGUAAAGUGCCAAAGCUGAAGACUGUGUUCCAAAAAGAAAAUGGCACGGUAACAGCUGCCAAUGCCAGCACACUGAACGAUGGAGCCGCUGCUGUGGUUCUUAUGACUGCAGAUGCAGCCCGAAGACUUAAUGUCAAGCCUCUCGCACGAGUUGCAGCAUUUGCUGAUGCUGCUGUAGAACCUAUUGAUUUUCCAGUCGCGCCUGCAUAUGCUGUACCUAAGGUCCUUCAAUAUGCAGGAUUGAAAAAGGAAGAUAUUGCUAUGUGGGAAGUAAAUGAAGCAUUCAGUGUGGUUGUACUAGCCAAUAUUAAAAUGCUGGGGAUUGAUCCCAAAAAAGUAAACAUCCACGGAGGAGCUGUUUCUCUGGGCCAUCCAAUUGGGAUGUCUGGAGCCCGGAUUGUUGUUCACUUGGCUCAUGCCUUGAAGCAAGGAGAAUUCGGUGUGGCCAGCAUUUGCAAUGGCGGAGGAGGCGCUUCUGCAGUGCUGCUUGAGAAGCUGUAGACAACCCGCUUCAGGAGAGUUCCAUGUGACCAGAAACCCUGCAGAAGUGAAUGUGACUCCCGUGGGCCAGCUUAUAUUCAGCAAAAGCUAUUUCAUUUUUUAUUGUUUUCUAUUAAAUUACAAAAACAAUCAUUCAAAAACCCAUUGAAAUUACAAAUAAAAAUUCUUCUUUAA